AUGGCGCGGCCUGCCGUUGGCAUGACACUAUUCGCAACCGGCUUCAACGCUUGGAGGCAGCUGGACUUUGAUUGUGAGACUCAACCUGACUCCCGCGAGCCGGAUGACAAAUUCUCCUUCACCAACGUUCUCGAAGGCGGCGUCAUUGAGCGGCCUGUCUCGCGGCUUCAGUACACCCUAGUCCAGCGAGAUAAUGUUCUCUGCAAGGCCGGCUUCGGUCUUGCGAAUCAAGUCGACCAAGAAGCAGCCUAUGCCUAUGCCGAAACGGCCAACGGAGAGAUUCUCGCCAUCGAACCCGAGGUGACCUGCCCUACUUCGGACGACCAUGGCCCUCCGCCGCCGACGACAAAUGUCCUUGUUCAAUACGCAUCGGCCGCCAAACUGAAACGCGGCGAGAGACGGAAAACAUGGCGCUGCGUUCAUCCCGCAAAGGCAAUAGCUGCCUUCGACGCCGGUUUCGUCAUCUUGUAUCAGGACGGCACCGUCGCCACCAUGGGUGAUGCUCGAUUCGAGGAUUGCCUGGGACGCGAUUGUACGGAGCGCUCACCUCCGGAGGACCCGGGAAUCGUGCACGAUCUCGCCAAUCUAGGGGACCCCGUCGUUCGCAUCGCAGCCGGUGGACAUUCUCUUGCCGCCUUGACCGAGAGUGGCGGCACGUACCUGUGGGGGAUGAUGUCGCCAAGCGGAGCGCAUCGACAGCAGGCUUUCCCGUCCCUCACCGGCAUCCCGAAUUAUGUCGAGUUCGACGAUGGCAAGGACAUUGUAGACUUUGCCCUCGGCGACUCGCACGCCAUCGCCCUCACAAUGGACGGGUGCGUUCUCGUCAUUGGCGACAAUACCAACGGCCAACUGGGCUUCGACGGGCAAGCGAGACGGCGGAUCGAUUCAUGGACUACGGCGACCGUCCGAGUUCCGCACGGACACGAGGUUGUGGCCGUGGCGGCAGGGCCCAAGUCAUCCUUCGUCCUCACAUCCAGUGUGCACGCCCGUGGCGACCGCACUAGGAGAGACGCUGCGGAAUGA
Drechmeria coniospora is the source of this 1023-nucleotide messenger RNA. RefSeq names its product Regulator of chromosome condensation/beta-lactamase-inhibitor protein II. The coding region runs from base 1 to 1023 and encodes 340 amino acids. Gene Ontology annotation, molecular function: guanyl-nucleotide exchange factor activity. NCBI's taxonomy places the organism in Eukaryota, Fungi, Ascomycota, Sordariomycetes, Hypocreales, Ophiocordycipitaceae. The transcript is spliced from 3 exons. Gene Ontology annotation, cellular component: cytoplasm. The record is from RefSeq and is a predicted model, not a curated record.